Molecule: messenger RNA, 459 nt
Organism: Ixodes scapularis (black-legged tick)
Lineage: Eukaryota; Metazoa; Arthropoda; Arachnida; Ixodida; Ixodidae
Exons: 2
Coding region: 1-459 (152 amino acids)
Source: RefSeq, a predicted model, not a curated record
AUGGUCGAUGAGAUGGGAAUAAAAAGACAAAGAGACUGGGAUGGCAAAGAAGUCGUCGGGUACUGUGACCUGGGUCACGGCAUCAUCCGUAACGACUGCGUCACCUUUGCAAAGCAUGCACUUGUAUUUUUGGCGGUGGCAGUCAACCGAAACUGCAAGAUCCUCCUGAGUUACGCCCUCAUCGAUGGUCUAGACGGCAACGCUCGCGCCAACCUGCCGAUGAAGAGCUGGUUCACGCAUCCAUCGGACCCCACCAGCAGGGUCCACGCCGUCUUGGACGCCUGCCAUAUGCUAAAGCUCAUGCGGGACCUGCUGGCCGAGAAAGGGUGCAUCAGAGAUGGGGCAGCUAAGGUCGUGGCUUGGCGGUGCCUUCCGGCCUUGGACAACCUGCAGCAGCAAGAAGGCCUUCAUGCAGCCAACAAGCUCCGAAAGCAGCACAUUGACUUCGAGAGACAAUAG